Messenger RNA from Monascus purpureus, 5206 nucleotides. The record is from the annotation of a GenBank genome assembly. Lineage: Eukaryota; Fungi; Ascomycota; Eurotiomycetes; Eurotiales; Aspergillaceae.
GACCCACCCAUAAUAAUCCUAAUUAAAUAAAUAGUAAGAGAUUUUUAAAUAUAAUUACCUUCGGUUCGCCCCCUUCUGGAGUGAUCUUCUUGUUCCCUUACUUUCCCCUCAUAUCUUUCAACUACUCUUACCUUUUGGUCGAGGUAGGGCCACUAUCACCUUUGAACAUCUACAUAUCUGCGUGGUCGUAUCUACGUGGUGGUGGUGGUCCAUAUCUGUCUGACCCGCCAUCGUUGAAGGGCGUAGUACGCCUUUCACCCUCUUCUUGCCACCAUGUCGCUGAUCGGAAACUUCAAUCAAAACUUGAAUCCUCGCCGCGGAGUUGAGAGCCAAGGACGUCCGGUUUCCGACUUCAACACGCAUCCAGAACCCGGACACGAUCGCACCGAAAGUGUGGAAACAGACGAGACCGUGUUGGAAGAAAAGGACCAGCCAGACGAAAUUGGUAAUGAGGAGAAGGUCGAGCGGCGCGUCUCGCGCCUGGCUCGUAUUCUGACGCGUCAGUCCACGAGGCAUUCCGUCGGUCCUGGAGAAAACACCUUCCUCGAAGCGAAGAAUGAGGCUCUGGACCCUAAUAGCCCAAACUUCAGCUCUAAAGCUUGGAUUAAGAAUUUGCUGGCUCUGCAAUCGCGCGACCCAGAAAGAUAUCCCGAACGGACGGCUGGUGUGCUGUUUAAGGACCUCAGUGUCCAUGGAUACGGCACUCCAACGGAUUACCAGAAAGAUGUUGCCAACGUGCUCCUAGAAGUUGGCACCGUUUUCCGCUGGAUCAUGGGCACUGGCAAACAGAAGAUUCAAAUUCUGCGGAACUUUGAUGGUUUGGUAAAGAGUGGCGAGAUGUUGGUCGUUCUCGGCCGCCCAGGAAGUGGCUGUACAACCUUACUGAAGACUAUUGCGGGUGAAAUGAAUGGAAUUUACAUGGAUGAAGGCUCUCACAUGAAUUAUCAAGGUAUCCCCGCCAAGCAAAUGUAUAGUCAAUUCCGUGGUGAAGCCAUCUACACAGCCGAGACGGACGUACAUUUCCCCCAAUUGUCUGUUGGUGACACGCUUACCUUCGCCGCUCUUGCUCGUUCCCCAAGGAAUCGGAUCCCCGGCGUCAGCAGAGAACAGUAUGCGGAACAUAUGAGAGAUGUCGUAAUGGCAAUGUUGGGUCUGUCCCAUACCAUUAAUACUCGGGUCGGUAAUGAUUUCAUUCGCGGCGUCAGCGGUGGUGAAAGGAAGCGUGUCAGUAUUGCAGAAGCUACACUAAGUGGCUCCCCAAUCCAGUGCUGGGACAACAGUACGCGAGGAUUGGACAGUUCCAAUGCUCUGGAAUUCUGCAGAACUUUGAGAUUGAUGUCCCAAUAUACUGGCACGGUAGCCAAUGUAGCUAUCUACCAGGCUUCUCAAAGCGCCUACGAUGUUUUUGACAAGGUGACUGUCCUAUAUGAAGGACGACAGAUCUACUUCGGCCCCACAAACGAGGCGAAGGAGUUUUUCGUGAACAUGGGCUUCGAAUGCCCUGAACGCCAGACCACGGCCGAUUUCCUCACCUCUCUCACCAGCCCCACCGAGCGUAUUGUGAGGCCCGGUUACGAGACGGUGGUUCCCAGGACACCGGACGAAUUUGCGGCUGCUUGGAAACGGAGCGAGAGUUACGCGAAGCUGCGCGCAGAGAUGGAAGAGUACGAACAGGCACAUCCGAUUGGUGGUGCAUCUGUCAAGAAGUUUGCCGAAUCUCGCGCAGCAAUGAAGUCAAAGUCACAGCGCGCGAAAUCCCCCUACACAAUUUCUGUUAAUCAGCAAGUUAAGCUCUGCACAAUCCGAGGAUUCCAGCGCUUAAAGGGUGAUGCUAGUUUGACACUGAGUCAGCUAAUUGGAAACUUUAUCAUGUCCUUAAUUAUCGCCAGUAUUUUCUACAAUAUCCCUGAGACCACCAGCAGUUUCUUCCAACGGGGUGCCUUGCUUUUCUUUGCUGUCCUGCUCAACGCUUUUAGCAGUGCUCUUGAGAUCUUAACUCUCUAUGCCCAACGCCCGAUCGUGGAAAAGCACGCGCGUUAUGCCUUCUACCACCCAUUUUCAGAAGCAAUAGCCUCAAUGCUGUGCGAUGUUCCGUACAAGCUCCUGAAUUCUGUCACCUUCAACAUCCCACUUUACUUCAUGACGAAUCUCCGUCGUGAGCCUGGGGCCUACUUUACCUUCUGGCUCUUUUCUCUUGUGACCACCUUCACAAUGUCCAUGCUUUUCCGUACGAUAGCUGCAGCAUCUCGAACGCUGUCUCAGGCCCUGGUUCCCGCAGCUGUUCUUAUCCUGGCUUUGGUCAUUUACACGGGAUUUGCACUUCCUAUUCGGAGUAUGCUGGGCUGGUCACGAUGGAUUAACUAUCUUGACCCGAUCGCGUAUGCUUUCGAAAGUUUUAUGGUGAACGAAUUCCACGGCAGGCGCUUUAAUUGCACACAGCAGGUUUUCCCCCAGGGCAAGAGCUACACAAACCCAGACUACCAAGUCUGCACAACGGUGGGCUCAAAACAAGGUUAUUCAUAUGUCAAUGGUACCGAAUAUCUGAGCAAGAGCUUCCAGUAUGAACACUCCCAUAAAUGGAGAAAUCUGGGUAUCAUGUUUGCUUUCAUGGCUUUCUUCUGCUUCACAUACCUUGCGGCUACCGAAUACAUCUCCGAGGCUAAGUCAAAGGGUGAAGUGCUACUUUUCCGUCGCGGCCAUAGUCCUCCAGCUAGUGGUAAUGCGUCUGAUGAGGAGACAGGUGGCCAGACAACCGUCGCGGAUAAGGGGCAUGAUUCCGGGGAGAACGAGGCGCCUGUGGCUAAUAUUCACAGGCAGACGGCUAUUUUCCACUGGCAGGAUGUUUGCUAUGAUAUUAAGAUUAAGAGCGAACACCGGCGUAUCCUCGAUCAUGUCGAUGGUUGGGUCAAACCUGGAACGUGCACUGCUUUGAUGGGUGUUUCUGGUGCUGGAAAAACAACUCUUCUUGAUGUCCUUGCCACCCGUGUAACUAUGGGUGUCGUGACUGGUGAGAUGUUGGUAGAUGGCCGACCGCGCGAUCAGUCCUUUCAACGGAAAACAGGUUAUGUUCAGCAGCAGGAUCUUCACCUCCACACUACGACAGUUCGGGAAGCACUCCGCUUCAGCGCCAUGCUUCGUCAACCCGCCCAUGUGAGUCGCAAGGAGAAAUACGAGUAUGUUGAGGAGGUGAUCAAGCUCCUGGGAAUGGAAGCAUAUGCGGGCGCUGUUGUCGGUGUGCCUGGCGAAGGUCUCAAUGUUGAGCAGCGCAAGCGUCUUACCAUCGGCGUUGAACUCGCAGCGAAGCCACAACUGCUACUCUUUUUGGAUGAACCUACGUCCGGUCUUGACAGCCAAACUUCUUGGUCUAUCCUCAACUUGAUUGAUACCCUUACUGCCCAUGGUCAAGCGAUUCUCUGCACCAUUCAUCAGCCGUCUGCUAUGUUAUUCCAGCGGUUUGACCGUCUACUGUUCCUCGCUAAGGGAGGCAAGACCGUCUAUUUUGGAGACAUCGGAGAACGGUCAUCUAUCCUUGCCGAUUAUUUUGAAAGGAAUGGUGCCCCAAAGCUUCCAGAGGAUGCCAAUCCCGCUGAAUGGAUGCUAGAGGUUAUUGGUGCCGCACCCGGGUCCCAUAGCGACAUUGACUGGCCUGCAGUUUGGCGAGAUAGUCCUGAACACAAAGCGGUGCUUGAUCAUUUGGCCGAAUUGAAACAGACGCUUUCACAGAAACCCGUCGAGGAAUCCGAUCCCUCUAGCUAUCGAGAGUUUGCCGCCCCAUUUGGUUUACAGCUGUACGAGUGCACAGUUCGUGUAUUCUCUCAAUAUUGGCGGUCCCCAACGUAUAUCUACUCCAAGGCGGCCCUCUGCAUUUUCUCGGCACUCUUCAUCGGUUUCACCUUGUUCAAAGCGCAUAACAGCCAACAGGGUCUCCAAAAUCAAAUGUUUGGUGUCUUCAUGUUAUUCACUAUCUUCGGCAACUUGGUCCAGCAAAUCAUGCCUCACUUCGUGACGCAGCGUGCCCUAUACGAAGUACGUGAGCGACCUUCGAAGGCUUAUUCAUGGAAGGCCUUUAUGAUCGCGAACAUCGUCGUUGAGAUCCCGUGGAACACUCUCAUGGCUGUCAUUGUGUACUUCUGCUGGUAUUACCCAAUUGGUCUCUACCGGAACGCAGAGCCCACGAACGCUGUUCACGAACGAGGGGCAUUGAUGUUCCUUUUCGUCUGGACCUUCCUUCUCUUCUCAUGCACGUUUUCGCAUGUGUGCAUUGCAGGAAUUGAGCUAGCGGAAACUGGUGGUAACAUUGCCCAGCUGCUCUUUACCCUUUGCCUGAUUUUCUGCGGUGUUCUCGCCCAACCAAAUUCUAUGCCGGGUUUCUGGAUUUUCAUGUACCGAGUCUCUCCAUUUACCUAUCUUGUAGGUGGCAUGCUUCCUGCCGGCGUCGCAAACGCGGCAGUUUCCUGCGAGGACUACGAAUUAUUGCAGCUAGUUCCACCGCCAGGCGAGACUUGUGACAGCUAUCUGAAAGAUUACUUCAACAGCAUGACCGCCCUCGUUGGUGAUCCUGGCACACUGUUGCCCCCUCCGCAUGGAACUACGAAUUCAAAUGGGACUUGCUUCUACUGCCCUAUGUCAAAAACCAACACGUACUUGUCGAUGCUCCAGAUUUCUUACUCGGAUGCCUGGCGCAAUUUCGGUAUCAUGUGGGUAUACCUGGCCUUCAAUGUUGCCGGGGCUGUCUUUAUCUACUGGCUUGCUCGCGUUCCCAAGGGCAAAAAUGUCAAGGGAACAACCUAAAAAGCAAAUACGGUCUUUUCUUUGUAUCACAUUCUUUUCAAAUGCAGUGUUUGUCUGUCUUUAUUAUCUCCUAUGUCGUUUUCCGACUAACCCUUGUCUGAAACUGCACUUAACACAUACCCUACAUAUUACAUGUCUCGUCACCUCUCGUUUAUUCGUCAAUGUUGUCGGGUACGACAUGGGUAAAAAGACAGGGAGACUCUGAUCUUUUUCCUAUUUUAUUUUAUUUUAUUUUUUAUUUUUUCUUCCCAUUCUUUCUUUCUAUCCCCCGUUUUGAUUUUCCUUUUUCCCUUUUUCUAUAUUUUCUUCUUGACUUAUCUUAUUUUGCCUAUUUUCUUAAGGUAUGGGGCAAUAAUACUGAUAACUAGGUCUGCAAUCCUAAUAGAUCACAAUAGACCUGUGUACUGAUUGAUUA